CUUCCUGCGUGCCUGGCUCGUCUUGGUAAUUCCUCCCGGUGCGCUCCACCAGCCUUCCGGUCUCGGCACCCUCCGCUGCGCAGCCAUGGCUCAGCACUUCUCCCUGGCCGCCUGCGACGUGGUGGGCUUCGACCUUGACCACACGCUGUGCCGCUAUAACCUGCCCGAGAGUGCCCGGCUCAUUUAUAACAGCUUUGCGCAGUUCUUAGUCAAGGAGAAGGGGUAUGACAAGGAGUUGCUCACUCUGACACCAGAGGACUGGGAUUUCUGUUGCAAGGGUUUGGCUUUGGAUCUGGAAGAUGGCACCUUCAUCAAACUUGCAGCGGAUGGCACUGUGCUCAGGGCAAGCCGCGGUACCAGGAUGAUGACUCCCGAGGCGCUGGCGGAGGCCUACAGCAAGAGGAACUGGAGGCACUGUACGACAGGCAAGCACUCUGCCACAAACGUCGACCUUCCUUGCUGCUCAGGCAAGUGUUACUUCUAUGAUAACUACUUUGACCUGCCAGGGGCUCUUCUGUGUGCCAAGGUGGUGGACUCUUUAACAAAGCAGAACAGAGGUCAAAAAACAUUUGAUUUUUGGAAGGAUGUAGUUGCUGGUAUACAACACAAUUUUAAAAUGUCAGCCUUUAAGGCUGUCUCAGCCGGUCUGUUCCUCUGCCUUCGCAUGCUCCCAAUGCAGCUAGCUCUCCUGGGCUGGAUGCUCCCUCAAAUGAAGGUCCCAGUCCUUGUGUCGUGGCUUAGGAAUGGGAGCUGGCGACAGCUGUACCCUCAGUGCAGUAGUGACGGAGAGACCAAGUUCCCGCUGGUAGAAUUGCCGUUCUCUUGGUUUAAGGAACAGGAGUGGUUGACCCAGAAUGGGGCCGAGUUACUGCCAAGCCCAGGCUAG
Onychomys torridus (southern grasshopper mouse) is the source of this 886-nucleotide messenger RNA. RefSeq names its product 5'-nucleotidase domain-containing protein 1-like. Gene Ontology annotation, molecular function: 5'-nucleotidase activity. Lineage: Eukaryota; Metazoa; Chordata; Mammalia; Rodentia; Cricetidae. The record is from RefSeq and is a predicted model, not a curated record. Bases 86 to 886 code for a protein of 266 amino acids. The transcript has 7 exons.